AUGGCCAUGGCUUCAUCAUUACAACAGACGCAGCCGUCGGGCCUGAGCAGCCAUGGCAAGCUCACCAAGUCGCGCAGCCGCAUCGUCGUCAAGCCCAUCCUCAAGCGCCUGCACCACGUCCACUCCCACUCGGAGCGCAACUCGCUGGACCUCAACCGCGGCUGGGACGACCAGCCCGUGGCCACGACGCCCGAGCUCGAGUACAGCUCCUUCGAUUUUGGCUCGCGCGAUCUCGACGACCUGACCAGCGACCGCCGGCUCUACUCCAACUACCCAGCUGCGCCAGCUGCCGGCGCAAAGCUCGUCCGCGACGUCAGCUUCACAGAUGUCGGCCCUGUGGCGCCUGGCCUUGGCCGCGCAAACACCUUUUCUUCUUCUCAUGCGCGCUCAACCAGCGGCAAUUCCGUCUCAGCCACUGCUGCCCGCAUCGGAUCCUUCAUCCACCCUUCAAGGCAGAUGCCCCGGACCUCGACGCCGCCUUUGAACUCGUACGCCAACUCGGUUGUGUCGCUGGACAACGGCCUGACGGGCCAGCAGCGGGAUUUGACAGCUGCCAUCGCCGAGAGCGACAGCGGCGACAACGACGAGCUUGACUUUGACGAGCCGCUGGCCUCGCCCACCUCUCUGCGUCUCUCUCAAUCCGAGUCUAACCCAGCCGGCGCCGCGGCAACAAAGAAGCUCUCAUACUCCUCCAGCCUCAGGUCCAACUCGCCCAACUCAAAACCAACGGCCACUGGCCGCCCAUCUCUGUCCGGAAGCCAGCGCACCAGCUCGGAUGGCCCUUCAGUGAGGGCUGCCACCACUCGCUCCAACUCGGGCCCCUCUGUACAACGUCUCACCCAAGGCGCUGUGAAUCACCAAUCCACUGCAAACGAGGGUGCUUCUGUGCCAUUGCUCAUCUCUACCACGCAGCAAAAGACUGCCUCCAACCCCAUCUGCUCUACAACACCCACAUCCCCUUUCCGCGCUUCUCUAGACAUGAAUGGUUUCCGCCUUCGCUCACGGAGCGAGAUGGACACGUCCACCCGCCAGGAGCAGGUCCGCGAGGCCCGUCGCAAGUUCGAGGCCAAGGAGAAGGAAAAGGAAGAAAAGUAUGCUCGUGAGCAGAUCCUCAAGCGGGAGCGUGCUGCCGCCAAGGAAGCCCACAAGAAUGAGCGGGCGCAGGCUCAGAAGCGAAAGACGAGCUUUGGACACACCAGCACCCUCUCCAGCGCGAGAAACUCGUCCAGCGUCCGCGAAAAGACCGAGUCCGAUCCGCUCAACGGAGGCCAGGCGCAAGAGCCGCAGUUCCAGGCCCCCUCCAGAAGCAAGACGGCCAAGCGCAGGACAAACAGCCUCUGGACCGCCUUCAUGCUUUGGCUGAGAACCCGCCUUCUUAAGCUGGCCAGGCGAUAG
Molecule: messenger RNA, 1395 nt
Organism: Trichoderma breve
Lineage: Eukaryota; Fungi; Ascomycota; Sordariomycetes; Hypocreales; Hypocreaceae
Exons: 1
Coding region: 1-1395 (464 amino acids)
Source: RefSeq, a predicted model, not a curated record